AAAGAGAGAUAAGAUAAUAUGCCCUGACCAACCCCUUGAGGAAAAUUACAUAAAAGGGAGUGGUUUGCCCUGCUCUGUAUAAGACACCUCUCUGAUCCGUCCACACACUCACAUCCGAAGUGCCCUGCAAGCAUGAUUCCUGACGUCAGCAAAAAUAUAGAGGAGAGGCCAGAGCCACAGAAGGCAGAGCUCAAAGGUAGCCUACCGAGCUGGUUGCAAGGUACUCUGCUGCGCAAUGGCCCUGGCAUAUUCUAUGUGGGGGAGACCACAUACAGCCAUUGGUUUGAUGGGAUGGCUAUAAUGCACAGCUUCACUUUUAACAAUGGUGAAGUGAUCUACAGAAGCAGGUACUUAAGGAGUGACACCUAUAAAUCUAACAUGGAGGCCAAAAGAAUAGUUGUGUCUGAGAUGGGAACAAUGGCCUAUCCGGAUCCAAGGAAAAACUUGAUCGUCAAGGCUAUCACCUUUCUCAACCAUACAGUACCAGAUUUUACUGACAACGGUGCAAGCAACUUCAUCAGAUAUGGAAAUGAAUACUACGCCACCUCUGAGACGAACUACAUCCGCAAAAUUGAUCCCGUGACGCUGGAAACGCAGGAAAAAGUGGAUUAUCUCAAGUACGUGCCGGUGAACGUGGUCACAUCCCACCCGCACUAUGAUAAGGAGGGCAACACCUUCAACAUCGGCACCUCGAUUGCGGAGAAGGGCAAGACGAAAUACACGCUGUUCAAGGUCCCAGCUGUCUCAGAGAAAGGCAAGGCUAAAGGCACCCCUGUGCUGAAGAAUACAGAGGUGAUCUGCACGGUCCCUUGCCGCUCCCUCCUCAGCCCCAGCUACUACCACAGCUUUGGCAUGACAGACAACUAUUUCAUCUUCAUUGAGCAGCCUUUCAAACUGGACAUCCUCAAGAUGGCCACCGCAUACAUGAGGGGGGUCAACUGGGCAACUUGUCUGAAGUACUCCGCUGAAGAAAAUACUCUAAUUCACCUGAUAGACAGAAAGGCAGGCAAAGAAGUUGGGACCAAAUACUACACAGGAGCGAUGGUUGUCUACCACCAUGUGAAUGCUUUCGAGGUUGACGGUCAUCUGAUCAUUGAUGUUAUUGCCUAUGACGAUAAUGGGCUUUAUGAAAUGUUGUACCUGAACAAGAUGAAGGAAAUCGAUGAACCCACUGUCACAGACAAGUGUAAACCAACCUACAGGAGAUUUGCUCUUCCACUGCACUGUGAAAAGGGGGCUGAAAUUGGGAAGAAUCUGGUGAAAACUCAGUCCACCACAGCCAGUGCCAUGAAGGAAAAGGAAGGCGAGCUCUUCUGCCAGCCAGAGGUGAUUUGUGAAGGUUUGGAUUUACCCAGAAUCAACUAUGACAGCAAUGGCAAGCAGCACCAAUAUGUCUAUGGGAGCUGUGUGGGCAAGACUGCUGUGGCGUCAGAGAUUGCAAAGUUGGACACAGAGACCAAGAAGCUUAUCAAGUGGGGCGAGAACAACUGUUGGCCAUCGGAGCCUGUGUUCAUUCCUCGGCCCAAUGGAGAGACGGAGGACGAUGGUGUUGUGUUAACUUCGGUUUUCAACUGUAACCCGGGACAGUCUGGCUUCCUCCUGGUGCUUGAUGGGAAAACCUUCAAGGAAAUAGCUCGGGCAUAUGUAGAUAAUGAGCUCCACCUGGACAUGCAUGGCCUUUAUAUUCCACAUAGUAACUGAAUAUAUAUAUAGAGGAACGGGGUUGCUUUUAACAUGUAACUUGUAAAUGUUGGGCGAAAAACCAUUGUAUGGCUCAAGUCUUGCUUUAGACAUUCUGCAUUAUGUUUUCUGAAGUCUUUUCUUUCAGGCAAAAAUGCGAUGGAGAUUAAAUGUAUUUACCAGGAGUUUUUUUGAGUAGUCUUAAUGGGACUUCAUUGCAUAUUGAAAAUACAACAGUGUUAUCGAUUCUUUUUUUCUUCUUUUUUUUUGUUGCUUGAUGAACAGUGUAUGUAUUGUUGCAUACUACUGUUAACAUUGCCAACGUACAACUUAAAAAUGAAAGUGUUCAUUUCAAAGUAAACAAAAACAAACAUCAAUCAUGCAUCAUCAAAUUGACCACACACAAUAUUCGAUCGACAAAUCAACAUAAACGUCGUUGAUUACACACACACACAUGUAUUUUUUGUCAUUGUCAAAGGUGAUGUCUAUGUUAAAAUGUUAACAUCUAUUUAGAUGCAUUUGUGGCACAUUCCCUUUUCUUCCUCUAGAAAGCGUUGGGAGUUUUUGAUUUAAGAUAACAUUUUCAAAGUGAUUACUUAACUUAUAGAAUUUGGACAAGUAUUAAGGAAACGUUUUUCUUUCUUCAUAGUUGGUGUAAUGCCAGAAAUACUACAUCUCUGUCUGCCUCUGCUAUCAGGGAGUGUGAAUGCUGCCUGACUCCUCUUGGAGGAAUGUUCAUCUGUGAGGGCCCUCUUCUGUGGCUAGACAUUUUUCUUGUUUUUUUUUUUCUGAUGUGACGAUCAGGUCAACUGCCACCUUGUGCAGCGUAUGGCCAAAUAAGUUUUCAGUUAAUAACAUCGUACCUGAUUUUAUGUCUUAUUUCUCUCUCUCUCUCUCUCUUUUUCUUUUAUUAAUGCCUAGUUAAAACAGUUGUUACUCUUCUUGAAGAUUUUAACAUCUAUAUAAGUUGACAAAAUAAUACUUUGGGUCAAGAAUCUUAAGAUCUCGUUGACUUUUUUUAAAAAUAAAUAAAUCGUUGUCAGAACAACACAUUCACUCA
Lampris incognitus (smalleye Pacific opah) is the source of this 2740-nucleotide messenger RNA. It is a transcript of the gene bco1, whose product is annotated as beta-carotene oxygenase 1. The transcript is spliced from 11 exons. NCBI's taxonomy places the organism in Eukaryota, Metazoa, Chordata, Actinopteri, Lampriformes, Lampridae. Gene Ontology annotation, molecular function: beta-carotene 15,15'-dioxygenase activity; carotenoid dioxygenase activity. The record is from RefSeq and is a predicted model, not a curated record. Gene Ontology annotation, biological process: retinal metabolic process; carotene catabolic process. The coding region runs from base 133 to 1701 and encodes 522 amino acids.